This is a messenger RNA of Symbiodinium sp. CCMP2592, 780 nucleotides long. The record is from the annotation of a GenBank genome assembly. NCBI's taxonomy places the organism in Eukaryota, Dinophyceae, Suessiales, Symbiodiniaceae.
AUGGACCUGGACUCAAUCACUUCCAGGAGUCUAUCGAGUCUUCAUCCGAGCUUAGUGCUGAGGAGCAGCGAUUCAUCGAGUCAUGGUGGUCAGAUACGGGGGAGCAGCGAAGAACCUCAUGGUCAUCUUGAACUAGGUGAUGUUUCCGGUUACGUGUUACGGGUGAUUGAUCGGAGUAGUGACUUGUUGUUCCUGUACCUUGGAUGUCACGCCGCUGAGUGGUCACGCUUGAGAACCACUGCUAGGGCCUUUCGAGCUCACACGGCACUGAUGUUGAUCGGAAGCCUGAGAGACACUGGUGCUGCGCAAGUCCCAGAAGUCCCAGCGGGCUUUACAUUUCAGGCUGCCUUCACGUUUGUGCAAGUUGGGAAUCAAUAUCAGUGGAUGCCUGCAUCGCUGGUAUAUAAUGAAGGGGGAAGUAGCAGUAGUCUUGGUCCUGUUCCUGAGGGUGUUGGUAGCUCUCCUGUAGUUUCGGGUUUGGAUGGUCAGGAACCUGGUGCUAUCGCAGGAACCGGAGAAGCGCCCUUUGAUGCCGCUGAGUGUGAGGAUCCGCCUAUUCCUCCAGAUCUGAUUUAUGAUGAAGAAGCAGGAGUGUUGAGAGUCAUACCUGAUGGAGAUGAUGAUGAAACAGAUGAGCUGGAUUUUCAGAUCGCUCAGGCUGCUUUCUUUCUGUGGCAGAAUCAGUUCUACUUUGAGUGGGAACAGCUGACGGAAGCUAAGCAAGAUAUCUACCAUGGACUUGUUGGUGAGUGGUUAACGCGGGUUCAUGAAGUGGAUUAG